Molecule: messenger RNA, 1344 nt
Organism: Camelina sativa (false flax)
Lineage: Eukaryota; Viridiplantae; Streptophyta; Magnoliopsida; Brassicales; Brassicaceae
Source: RefSeq, a predicted model, not a curated record
AUGAUUCAUUGUGAUGUUUGGGGACCAUACCGUGUUCCAUCCUCUUGUGGGGCUGUUUAUUUUUUAACAAUUGUUGAUGAUUUUUCGAGAGCAGUGUGGACUUAUCUUUUACUCGAAAAAUCAGAGGUUCGAUGUGUUCUCACUAUUUUCUUGAAGUACACUGAACGACAGUUUGGAAGAACUGUUAAGACGGUAUGUAGCGACAAUGACACAAAGUUUAUGUGUCUUGCUCCCUAUUUUCGUGAAAAUGGUAUCAUUCAUCAAACAUCUUGUGUUGGGAUACCACAACAGAACAAUCGUGUUGAACGCAAUCAUCGCCAUAUCCUUAAUGUUGCUCGAGCUAUGUUAUUUCAAGCAAACCUACCAAUUAGGUUUUGGGGUGAAGCAGUUUUAACGGCUGCGUAUUUGAUAAAUUGCACUCCAUCUUCUAUUCAUUCUGGUUGUUCUCCAUACGAGGUUCUUCAUAACAGCAAGCCAGAUUAUGAUCAACUUCGUGUGUUUGGAUCAGCUUGUUAUGUUCAUCGUGUAACACAUGACGAGGACAAAUUUGGACAGCAUAGUAGGAUGUGUGUAUUUGUGGGUUAUCCUUUUGGUAAAAAGGGUUGGAAAGUUUUUGAUAUUGAGCGUAAUAAAUUUUUGGUGUCACGAGAUAUUGUUUUUAAAGAGAACAUAUUUCCUUUUGCAACACCACACGUCCCUCCUCUGGUGUAUGUGUCUCCUUCGGUGGUUCUUGGUGAUGAUAAUUGGUUGUUUCCGACUUCGUUAGCCAGGGGGAGUUUCCUUGAAACUCCUUCCAUUGAUCCAGAUAACGAACAAGGAGAAGCUUUACCUGUUGAUGGUCUUGGUUCUACAGCGCCAUCAGUUUCUUCUAUUAUUAAUACUACAGUUGGUGUUUCCUCUAUUCCAACAAAACAUGUCCAUGGUUCUGCGGCUACUACGACUCCUUUACCGACUGCAGUUUUAUCUCCUGCAGUAUUUGUUUCUCCAACGAGUUCUCAUUCUGACUCUGUUUCUGCUCCUACCUUUGUUUCGGCGAUUGUUCCUGUUGUACAGUUGGUCCCUGUUUCUCCACCAAAACAACGUAAAAGUACACGUACUACUCAGCCCUCUGUGAGGUUACAAGAUUAUGUACUCUAUAAUGCUACAUACACACCAUCGACAAAUCGCGCUCUUCCCGCCUCACCAACACAGUAUUCGACAUCGGUCCAAGGUACGUCACCAUAUCCUAUCACAUAUUUUGUGUAUGAUGCAAAAUUUUCUCCAAGUCAUCGUGCUUACUUGGCUGUUAUCACUGCUAAUACGGAGCCUAAGAGUUUUAAGGAGGCUGUUAAAAUAAAUGUUUAG